Molecule: messenger RNA, 3141 nt
Organism: Drosophila subpulchrella
Lineage: Eukaryota; Metazoa; Arthropoda; Insecta; Diptera; Drosophilidae
Exons: 2
Coding region: 112-3141 (1009 amino acids)
Cellular component (GO): extracellular region
Molecular function (GO): chitin binding
Source: RefSeq, a predicted model, not a curated record
CAGUCAUUCGUGUCGCCGGCUUCUUACGGAGCAGAUCGGAAGUUUCGGUUACGGAUUGCGGACUAUAUAGUAUAUACUGCGGGCGCAAGGAUUACGCGAUUAGGAUACGCGAUGAGGCAGCUGCUAGUUUACGCGUUGAUCAGCGGACUGUUUUACUUUUCCGAAGGCAAACCCUGCCCCGAAAAGACACGCCCCCACAAAACCCGCUGCGACGCCUUCUACAAGUGCCGGGAACUGCCCUCCAACUCGCAUGUUUGGAUUCCGGUGAAAUGCAACGAAGGACUGGUCUACGAGUCCAGUCUGGGCAGCUGCGUCCUGCCCGGCGAGGAUUGGGAGUGCCUCACACCCAGUGAAAUGAGCUCCACUCAAUCUCCUCCAAAGCAAGAUGCGGACAUUUUGAUAGUCAACGACAUGGAUGAGGCGGGUUUACUGCUGAGCGAGUCCAGCCACAAAGACGAUGGCACCGUGGAAAUUGUCCUUGAUUCCACUCUAAGUAGCGAGGAGGAUCAGGAGGUGGCCAAGAGGAAACCCACUUCGGAUGAGGACAUGUCCACCAGUCACAACUUCGACUCCAGCGGCGAUGGCGAACUGGUGGAGCUGGAUUCUCCGACUGCUUUGAAACCUGAGAAUCGCGAGGAGGUCACCCCCAGCGAUGUGGAGCACCGAACAGAAGUGGAAAAACUAAAAACAGAACUCAAUCAGGUGGCUGGCAUUAGUGAAAUUGCCAAACCAGGAUCACCCAUCGAUCCCAAUCUCACAGCUCAUCUGCAGAGAUUAUCCCAACUGAUUGAUGGACUGCAGCAGACAUACCAAAAAACAGACAAGCCCCAGGCGGAAAUGCGUCCGGAUCAGUUGAAUGCCUUCUUGGCUCACUUUGAUAUCAAGAAUCGCUAUGAGAUGAUGAACCCCAUGGAUCAGACCUCUCAGAGCACCACCAUUGCAACUACUAGUACCACAGAGGCACCCAAAACCACGCCAAAACUACCAGAACCACAUUCGAAUAAGACCCGCCUGCAGGAGCACCUAAGUCACCAUCGCCUGGAACCGGAAACCAAACUGAUGCUGAGCAAUGCCCUGCCCUAUUCCUCGCAUGGAACCACUGGUCAGGGCUAUGCCAACUCCCAGAUAGUGGUGAAUCGUCCCGAGGGCUCUGUGAUGUUUGCCCUGCCCUCCGGUUUCGGAAUGAGUCAGGAACAGGGUGGGGGUGCCUACUCCAACCGUCAUCCCGUUCAGAGUCACGAGUACAGCGACCAUGAGCCCAAGAUAUCAGAGGAUACCCUGAAGACUGUUCUGGAGCUAUCCAAGCAAAUGAUAGCAGCCCAAAACUUGCCCAAAGUGCUGCCUAAUCCGGGCUUCAAUGGAGCCUACUAUCAACCGAUUCUGCAGCCUCUUUUUGUGUCCCCCCAAGGCAACCCCUUCCAGCAAUACUAUGGCAUGCCACCUCCUCUGACACCCAACUAUAACUAUAUGCAGCACAAGAAGCAUUCAUCUGGGGGAGGAAGUUCCUCCAACAAUGGCUAUAACAAACCUAGCACUACCAUCAUUCACAACAAUGUGAUACCCGUGCACUUAUCCAGCACCAGUUCGGGUGAAAAGGAGGUAUUGGAUACAUAUGGCAAUAGCUUGGGGGUAUAUCCCAGUAUGGAUAAGCAUGUGACCGCCAGUCAAGCCAAUGGAGUAGAGUAUAUGACCACGGGAAGACCUAUUUCGGUUACCCCUACACCAAGUACCUACUCCUCACAGUAUGGAUCCCAGUCCCCGUUCGCCAGCGAUUAUACCCUGACCACUCCCCGACCCUUCGAGCAUCAACCCUCAACCGCCACAGUGGCCACCUACUACACUCCAAGUCCCCAUUUGGGUGAGCACAAUGCCAAUAGGGUGUACCAACCCACAGAAUCCUAUCCCACAAUGAAUAUGCCAAGACCCAUGGAUCUGUUUCCGGGACAAAUCGAUGCGGAUAGGGUGAACAUUCGGCCCAAUUCGCAGAAAAUCGAAAGUAUGGAGAUGGAUGAAGAUAUGAUUAAGGCGAACUAUCAGAGUGGCUCUGGAAAUGGGAAUGGGAAUGAUAAUGGGAACACUCUUCCUCACGUACUGACCUACAGCAGCGACAUGAGCCAGCAAUUAGCACCUGGCAAUGGCUAUCUGGAGCAGAGUUAUAGCCAUCAGCAACAUCAGCAGCAUCAGCAGCACCACCAUCAUCCAUAUAUGCCCAGGCCCACGAUGAGCAGUAGUAUUUAUAGCGAUUCGGAUGGCAAUAUGGAGAUGAGCAUGUUUACCAGUGGUCCAAAUAUAAAUCCCUUCAAGGGGGAUAGCCUAAAGUACCCGGGUAGUGCAAGCACCCCAGCCAAUGGUCAGUUGGUAAACUUCAAUGGCAAUUUCAUCAGCCUAGAUGUCUUCCAGAAAUCCAUACUCCCACUGAUGACCAAGUCACCUUCUGCCCUAAAUGAACUGGGCAAUGUAGAGGUCAUCACCUGUCAGGCGGGUGUUAGGCAACCGAAUAUAACGGAUUGCACGCGAUAUUUCGUUUGCAGCAAAAAGGAUGGCAAGGUCCUUUCGUACUCCUGUCCACCCUACACGGGUUUCAAUAAGCAAACUCGGAUCUGCGAUGCCCCCACAUAUGCCCAGUGUAGUAAUGUGCUGCCUGCCUUCGGUGGCUAUACCAUAGAUAGCAAUAGACGCCUCCAGAUGGAGGCCAUCAAGAUGCUGAGUGAGGCCAAGAGAAGGCAGGAGGCUGCCCUGAAGGCCCAGAGUAUAGCCAAUCUGCUCCAGCAAUAUGGUAGCACUCAGCAGGCAGCACCAACUGGAAUCUCGUCGAACAUAGAAGCGGAUCCCUUGGACUCCUAUGUGGUAAACCUGCCGGAUAUAAGUUUGGCCACCACCACCACCACCACCAGCAGACCCACCAUCAUCCAAAGCAACAAUGGUUUGAUUGGUGGUUCCUCGGGUUCCUCGGCAAAGAAGAGGAAGUACUACUGCAAGGAGGGCGACAAAAUCCCCGAUCAGACCUCCAUAUCCAGCUACUUUGUGUGCUACAAGAAUGCCCAGGGCCAGAUGAAGGGCCACAAGAUGAGCUGCUCCAAGAGCCUGCUCUUCUGCCCCAAAACCCUAAUGUGCACACUCGCCUCAAAAUGUACGGACUAA